AUGGCUUCUUCCAUGUCGACCGAAGGCAGCAAGACGCUGAAGCCGGGCACCAUUGAGAUCCCGACCUCGCGCGGCAGCAAUGAUGUUCCCAUGUCGCCGCGUUCGUGGAGGCACAGGACGGCGACGUACCAGCCGCCCUCGCGGCAGCACACGGCCGCCUCGCUAGACGCCGAGGACUACUUUGUCGGUCCCCGCGACAUGGCCAAGCACUCAAAAUGGCCCUUCUUCAUGCGCAUGCACGGCUCCGUGCUCCCCAAGAUGAUCCUCCCAUUGAUCGUCGUUGCCCUCUGGUCCACGCUCAUCACGUGUCUGUGUGAAUUCGUGUACCAGCUCAAGGUCAGCAGCUUGCUGCUGACGGUGCUGGGUUUCGUGGUCGGUAUGGCCAUCUCGUUCCGCACGUCAUCCGCGUACGAGCGCUACACCGAGGGCCGCAAGUACUGGUCGCAGCUCCUGCUCGUGGGCCAGAAUUUCUCGAGAACUGUUUGGGUCCAUGUUGCCGAGCGCGACGGCGAGCUCGGCAAGGAGGAUCUGCUUGCCAAAAUCUCCGCACUCAACCUCGUCGUCGCCUUCUCCCGCUCGCUCCUCCACAAGCUCCGCUUCGAGCCCGGCAUCGAUUACCCCGACCUCAAGUCGCGCGUCGAGUACCUCGAAACCUUCGCCAAAGCCGCCGAAGCCGAGAUUCCCAAGCCCAAGAAAUCGGGCAAGAUCAAAGCCGUCGGCGAGUCCCUGGGCGUCACCUUCGCCGAGUCCAACCCCCGCAAGCGCAUCAAGCGCUCCAAGAGGCCGCUCGGCAACCUGCCCCUCGAAAUCCUCUCCCACAUGUCCUCCUACGUCGAAUACGUCAAUCAGAACGAGACGCUCAAGAACGGCCUGUACCACAACCAGCUGAUCACCUCCAUUGUCGCCUUCAACGACGUCCUCGUCGGCGUCGACCGUGUCCUCAACACCCCCCUCCCCAUCGCCUACUCCAUCGCCAUCUCCCAGAUCACCUGGGUCUACGUCCUGAUGCUGCCAUUCCAGAUGUGGGACGACCUGCGCUGGGUCACGAUCCCGGGCUCCAUCUUCGCUGCCUACAUCAUCCUCGGCAUCGCCGCCAUCGGCCGCGAGAUCGAGAACCCCUUCGGCGAGGACGUCAACGACCUACCCCUCGAUGCCUUCUGCCGCGAACUCGAGGCCGACAUCGACUACAUCAUGAGCAACCCCCGCCCGCACGUCGCAGAGUUUUUCAGGAGCCCGCUGAACAAGCCGCUCGGCCCCCUCAGCGAGAAGAGCUUCGAUUCCUGGAUGGGUCGCACCAAAAAGGAUAUCCGCGACGCGCUGAUGACCAAGACCAAGGCCGAGAUGCGCAUCCGCGCUAGCUUCCAUGUCGCAAGGGACCAGGACGAGGACAACGAGAAGUCGGUCCAGCUGCAGCACGGGCAGCAGCAGGAGCACUAG
This is a messenger RNA of Paraphaeosphaeria sporulosa, 1437 nucleotides long. RefSeq names its product UPF0187-domain-containing protein. Lineage: Eukaryota; Fungi; Ascomycota; Dothideomycetes; Pleosporales; Didymosphaeriaceae. The record is from RefSeq and is a predicted model, not a curated record. Bases 1 to 1437 code for a protein of 478 amino acids. Gene Ontology annotation, molecular function: chloride channel activity. The transcript has 4 exons.